Molecule: messenger RNA, 1701 nt
Organism: Pararge aegeria (speckled wood butterfly)
Lineage: Eukaryota; Metazoa; Arthropoda; Insecta; Lepidoptera; Nymphalidae
Gene: CPR132
Exons: 6
Coding region: 1-1701 (566 amino acids)
Cellular component (GO): extracellular matrix
Source: RefSeq, a predicted model, not a curated record
AUGUUUGGAAAAUCAGUCUUUGCAAUGGUCGCGUCCAUUUGCUUCAUGGAAGUGGUACCACAAGAGAUCGCCACCCCAGCCAGCUUUCUAGAACCGAGGAACUUUAACUACCAUCCCUACCAGUUACAGCAGUACUUGGAGGAGAGUAAACCCACCAAACAAGGACCCGUGCUGUUCCCGAGCGACGGCCCUCCCGCCCCUAGACGACCUUUAAUUGUCACAGCAAGACCCUUAAUCGAGUCCAUCGCUAACAGCGAUCGCAACCCGGACCCACCAAACAGUUCCAUAACCCAAAAUAACAUACCUCUGAACCCCGCAUAUCCUAUACCAAGUCCAGCUGAAGUGACUUUAACCCCAGAUCUCUUGGCUAAAAUUGCUCCAAUUACAAGUAAUGAUAUAUUCGCGAAUCCUCGAGAAACUUCCAUCAAUAACGUACCAGAAGCUUCUACGUACAACCACGUGCCGUAUGCUGAGAUGCUGCUGAAAGCGAGGCUAAAGGGUUACGUGAGGGGUAAUGGAUUCAAUGAUUAUGAGGAGCGGACUGUCUUGCCACCGAUAUACAGAGCUUUAUCGAACCACGCAAGACAAAAUGUGCUCAAACCGAAACCUGCAAAUCGGUAUAACUAUCAGCGACAUAACGUAGACUAUGAGAAUCAAUACGAGAAUAAUGGAGUGUCCGACGAGAAUGAUAGCCCAGAUUAUGACCAGGAUCAGAACUACGCGUUCUCAUAUAGAGUUAAAGAUCAAAAGACAGGCGAUGACUUCUCCCACAAACAAGAAAGCGUCAGCGGUGGUACCAACGGAGAGUACAGAGUUCGACUGCCAGAUGGCAGAACGCAAAUCGUUUCUUACACAGCUGACGAAACUGGCUACAAAGCUGAUGUCAGAUAUGACAAUGAAAACGGCGCAGAGAAUGCAAAUAAAUAUAUUAAUACUAAUAAUAAUUAUGAUAAAAUAAAUCAAAAUAACCAUGUUAAUCCAAAUAACAAUUUAGUAACACACUACCCCAGUAAUGGAUUAAAUACUAAUAUAAAUCGUGAUUACGUUAACAUAAGGCAGUACGAUGACCAAAACGUUGAAAGUAAUUAUUUUAAACCGCAAACCGAUAAUAUAAAAGACUACGAAGAUUUAAUUAACUUUAAUAACUACGUUAACCAUGCAAACAAUGUAAAACAACAAGUCGAUUUUAAUCCCAGAAAUGAUUAUGUAAACUAUAAAGACUCUAUACCAAUCAAAGAAGAUCCUAAUGAAUACAAUUCCAAAGAAUAUUAUGAUUAUUCGUCAGAUUAUACUCAAAACUAUGAGCCUUAUAAUAGUAAAUUUGCUAUUUUCAAACCUACUACAACUUCUUUUCCUAUUGUUACUACAGAAAGACCAUAUACAAUUAAACCUUUGUUUACCGUUGCUCCCACGAAAGGUUUUACUUACGCUGACGGUGUUAUUUCAGCUUCCAACAAUCCAGUAGUAAAAUAUGAAUCAACUACAGAAAACGUAGUUCUUAUUGGUGGUAAAAAAGUUUAUACAAAUGUUAAACAUGUUCUACCAACAGAACUAACUUCUACAGCUAGAAAUUUCGUAGCAGUAACCCCAGCGUCUUACUUGGCAUCUACUAUAGCAAGUUUGAGGGAUAGAAUCACGUCUAAACCUGUUGUCUUGGGAAACUUUAUUAAUAGGAUCAACAAAUAUUUAUCUUACAAAUGA